Molecule: messenger RNA, 2538 nt
Organism: Diaporthe citri
Lineage: Eukaryota; Fungi; Ascomycota; Sordariomycetes; Diaporthales; Diaporthaceae
Exons: 1
Coding region: 1-2538 (845 amino acids)
Biological process (GO): nucleotide-excision repair; transcription initiation at RNA polymerase II promoter
Cellular component (GO): nucleotide-excision repair factor 3 complex; transcription factor TFIIH holo complex; transcription preinitiation complex
Molecular function (GO): ATP binding; hydrolase activity; 3'-5' DNA helicase activity
Source: RefSeq, a predicted model, not a curated record
AUGCCUCCAAAGCGGAAGGCAGUGCCCACUGGCAAGGGCACCGUCAAGGCUGGACGGUCCUCCAAGGUCUCAACUCCGGGACCUGCCACACCUCGUAGCACGGGGAGCUCGGAGCCGGAGCCUGAAGUAGAAGAGGAGGACGAUGAGCUGGACGAGGGGAUCCAGCGCAACGUAGACUACUUCGACCUCAACAAUGAAGAGUACAAGUACCGCGAGCCGCCUGCCAUUCUCGACAUGGCCUCCAAGUUCUUUGGUGCCCAACACGAGCGAGACUUCACCAGAAUGAAGAUGAAGCCCGAUCACCAGAAUAGGCCGGUGUGGAUACAAGGCGACUUCAAGGUCGUGCUGGAGAGCUUCCACCCACUCGCGCCACAGGCGCAGGAUUUCCUCAUAACGAUCGCUGAGCCCCUGUCGAGGCCUACGUUCCUGCACGAGUACAAACUCACUACCCACAGUCUUUAUGCUGCCGUCUCUGUUGGCCUUAACCCGAACGAUAUAGAAAACACCCUCGACCGAUUCUCAAAGACGCCGGUUCCCGACAACAUCAAAAAGUUCAUCAAGAACUGUGGUAGCGCUUAUGGCAAGGUGAAGCUUGUGUUGAGGAACAACAAGUACUACGUGGAGACGACCGACGCCGAAGUCUUACAACUGCUACUCAAGGACCCCAUCAUUGGCCAAAAAUGCCGAGUACAGGGCGCCGAAGAAGUUACAACGAGUGCUCCCAAGAUGUCGGGAUUGGCCAUCGCUGGAACAAAGGAAGCCGCUGGAGUGCGCGAGGCCGAGGGCUUGGGCAACAAAGUCAACGCCGGACAGGCUGGACAGGGCCCCACAGCCCAGGACGUGUAUACCGCACUGAACGAUGACGAUGACGAAGAAGAUGCAGACGUCGUCCAUGCCUUCCAGAUCCAGGACGAGAAAGUCGGCGAGGUCGCCAAGCAGUGCCUGGAACUACGCUAUCCUGCUCUUGAGGAAUACGAUUUCCGAAACGACAACGUCAAUGCCAACCUGGAAAUCGACUUGCAGCCAGCGACACAGAUCCGUCCGUAUCAGGAGAAGAGCCUUAGCAAGAUGUUCGGUAACGGCCGCGCGAAGAGCGGUAUCAUUGUGUUGCCCUGUGGGGCAGGAAAGACAUUGGUUGGCAUCACGGCUGCUUGCACGAUCAAGAAGGGAAUCAUUGUCCUGGCCACCAGCAACAUGUCUGUCAUCCAGUGGAGGAACGAAUUCAUCAAGUGGUCGAAUAUCAAUCCUGACGAUAUCGCCAUAUUCUCUUCGGAUAACAAGGAAGUCUUCACCGGAAACACCGGCGUUAUCGUCACGACCUACUCGAUGGUGAGCAACUCGAGGGAACGAGCUCACGAGUCGGCCAAAAUGAUGAAGUUCCUCCAAAGCCGGGAGUGGGGCCUAAUGCUCCUAGAUGAAGUGCAUGUCGUCCCUGCAAACAUGUUCCGCAGGGUCACGGGUGCUAUCAAGGCUCACUCCAAAUUGGGUCUUACAGCGACACUGCUCCGAGAAGACAACAAGAUUGAGGAUUUGAACUUCCUCAUCGGACCGAAGUUAUACGAGGCCAACUGGAUGGAGCUUUCACAGCAAGGGCACAUUGCAAGAGUUCAGUGUGCCGAGGUCUGGUGCACCAUGACAACGGAGUUUUACGACCAUUACCUUGCAGCGCCUUCGCGAAAGAGGUCGCUCUUCUACGUCAUGAAUCCUAGCAAGAUCCAGGCGUGUCAGUAUCUCAUUAAAUAUCACGAAGAGCGGGGUGACAAGAUCAUUGUCUUCUCAGACGACAUUUACGCUCUGGAGUUUUAUGCGAAGAGGUUGAUGAAGCCGUACCUCCACGGCGGCACCAGCAACUCUGAGAGACAGACUAUCCUCCAGCUGUUCCGAGAUUCACCUUCGACUAACACCAUCUUCCUCUCCAAGAUUGGUGACACAUCACUCGAUCUUCCUGAAGCAACGUGUCUAAUUCAGAUUUCGGCACAGUACGGGUCCCGACGUCAGGAAGCGCAGCGCCUAGGCCGUAUCCUGCGAGCUAAGCGACGAAACGACGAGGGCUUCAACGCCUUCUUUUACUCCCUUGUAUCCAAGGACACACAGGAGAUGUACUUCUCGUCGAAGCGUCAGGCUUUCCUCGUUGACCAGGGUUAUGCCUUCAAGGUCAUCACCCACCUGCACAACAUCGAGCAGACGCCGGACCUCGCUUUCGCGACGGCGCAGGAUCGAAAGGAGCUCCUGACCAAACUCCUAAUGGAUCUCGAAAAGUCGGCGGCAGUCUACGACAGGGAGGCGAACGGGCUGGCGGCGGAGGGCAACAUGUUCUACGGCCCCGACGGCAAGCCGCUGCGGCAGGCAGGCAAGAAGAAGAACUACGUGAGGAGGACAGCGGGCGCGUUGAGCGACCUGAGCGGUGGGCAGGACAUGGCGUACGUGGAGCAGAACAAGAGCGCCAACAGGUCCAUGAAGAAGAAGGUACCGAAGAGCGACUUCUUCAAGAAGAUUAGCAGGGACAACGAGAGACGGAGGAAGGCAGCACAAGAGUGA